AGUCAAUAGCUAAAACUUCAGUAAGCGUCCAUCCGUCCAAACCCUGCACUGCACCACACACCGGGGAUCUGUGGAGAAGAGGGUCGGGAGUAAAAGCAUUUCCACGAGAUUGUAACUCCAUGAAAAAUGCUUAAAUUUGGCUUAACAGUUGUCCGACAUGGCGAAACAAGGUACAAUAAGGAGAGACUGCUGCAAGGUCAGGGUGUGGAUGAGCCGUUGUCUGCACUGGGGGUGAGGCAAGCAGAAGCCGCAGGUCAGUACCUCAAGGAUUUGAAGUUCACGAAUGUGUUCUCAAGUGAUCUGCAGCGUGCCAAGCAGACAGCGGACAUAAUCAUUCGGAAAAGCAGACACAGCCACGGUGUGGAAAUAGUCUGCGAUCACAGACUCCGAGAAAAAGUGAGGUCCCGAGUGAGAGAUUUCGUGCAGUCCCUGUGCCAGCAGAUGUUGUCGGAGCACCUUUCCCAAAGCGGCCGCCAAGGGGCCACAGAGGGGCAGAUAACGGUGCCCAAUGAGGAAGCCCCCCGCCCUGAGGGGCUCCCCGCGGACGGACUCCUGGGCCCGCUGCCCCACGCCCUCGUGGUCAGCCACGGCGCGUACAUGAGGGACACGAUGAAGUACUUCGUGGAGGAGCUGCAGUGCGCUCUCCCCCCCCACCUCAAGAUGUCCCAGGUCUUCUCUGCCUGCCCCAACACGGGGAUGUGCCGUUUUGUCAUCACUGUGCGCCGUGGGGAGAAGCUGCUGCCGGCGGCCCAGUGCGUCUUUAUCAACAGGACUGAUCACCUCGAAGCCCUUCGUGAGGAAAAAUAGCUGAGUGUUCAAACUCGGAGGCCUGUCUGUUAGCGGCCGGUAAACAAGCACGGAAACAGUGUGGGUUAGACUUUUGAAAUUCAGAGUGCCCUCAGAUUAGUUGGCCACCCCCUAUUAAAAUCCGUCCGCUACCUUUUCGAUGAUACAGCACUUUCCCAUUCUGCUCAACGGCGGGUUCUUAUGUAAUUCAAGAGUCCCCUUGGCACAGUAUUAACACCUCCAUGUUUUCUGGGUUGGUUUAGCGUACCCCAGUGGAAACAAGAUUACAGGAUGACUAAACUAGGAGUCUUCUGAAUUAAAUAUUUGACCCUUUUCACAGGAAUGCCAAUAUAGAAACAAACCGACUCUAAAAAUGAAAUUAAAGCCUGAAUGAAGCUGCACAGUUCCAUCCACGGCCCAGGCUCAGUUAUUUCCAUCAAAUUCAAAAGCAAUCUUGUUGUAAAAUCCUAAAUCUUAAAGUGUUUUCCCACUGCUUCCUGGAAAUACUUGGAGGUAUUGUCAUGGAGUAUAAGUUAGGGUGUCUUGAUGUUAAACUGGCUGCUUAACAUAGAGCCAAGUGAUUAAGUUAUUUUUAUCAUAUGGUUGGUUUUAAUGUCUUCCCAGUGUGUUUUUAUCACAUUCUUAAUAAUCGGAGUUAUGCACUACAAAACAAAGGGCCCUAUUCACAAAGCUCUUUUUUUUCCCCAAACACUAGAUUUACCAUAAUUGCUUAGAAAAAUGAUUUCAGAAAAGAAAAAUGAUCUCAACUACAGUACUUCUAGGAAAACUGUUGUUAAAAGAUGUGGAAUCUUGUUAAACCCCAUUGAGAUCUUUUCCGAUGAAAAUAGCAUGUGUGUACAGUAGGAGACCUAAAUAUUGGCAUUCUCCAUCUCCAAUAUCAUGAUUUUUAAGUAUCUUAAAUAUGUUUAGCAUCAAAAUAAACUCGUCACUCUAUGUGUGUUUAAACAUUGUGAUUCAGUUUAUGAUCAAGAUCUAACUUUUGUUAUUACAGUAAACCUUUGGUUCAGCGAAUCUCUCUUUAACAGUCUUUAGAUUUAACAGACAAAAUUUACUAACGAGGGAUUUCGUCUAUAAAAUAACAGGUAAGGUGUAUGGCAAUUGGUAUAGGAAUUUGUGAAUUGCUCAUGAUGGGUGGUGUGUUUGUGCUUUGAAUUGUUAAACGAUCAUUUUAAAAAAUAUACAUUGAAUUUCUACCAAUAUGUAGAGUUUAAGGCAUAUCCCUAGAGGUGUACUGUAGGUCAGUUGCUUGCAAUUUGUGUUUGUGUUUUUUAUGUUUUAGGGAAUUUUAUAGAAUAUAAUAAUAUGAAAUAAAGAUAUAAUUGUAUCUUUAUGAUGAAAAAGGCGUGGGAACAAUUUUCAUUGACUGUGUUAAUUGCAAUUGUAAGAAAUGUCAUUCAUAAUUUAAUGGACAUUCAGCAAUAACAGACACCACCAUAAGUCCGUUAAACUGAGGGUUUACUGUAAUAUCCAAUCAAUCUACAGUAUAGGUUAUUACAGUUGUCACACUGAUAACAUUUAAUCUAUUCCAUUUAUGAACCUUUCAUUACUGCCUUUCACACCCCUAAUUUAGAGCAUUCCCAUAUGGUUUAAAAGCACUACAGUAUUACAUUUAAUACAUUGUAAUGAAUUAAGUAUUGAAUAUUGGAGAAUGCCAGUGUUUACAUCUAUAACUGCAUUUAGCAUGUAUUAAAAAAUUAUGAAAUUCCACCCAGCUCUAAGCAAAACUUCCACUGGGGAAAGCAUAUUUGACUGUUUUUGUUUCCUUCAUGGAAAAACCUUUUAACCUG
This is a messenger RNA of Lepisosteus oculatus (spotted gar), 2594 nucleotides long. The record is from RefSeq and is a predicted model, not a curated record. Lineage: Eukaryota; Metazoa; Chordata; Actinopteri; Semionotiformes; Lepisosteidae.